AUGCCUUCACCGAUUCCACAGCCUCAAGGACUUCCCAUUGUUGGGAAUCUCUUUGACAUGAAUGCAAAUAAUGUCUGGGCUUCUCUCAACAAGUUAGCAGCACAACAUGGCAGCAAAGGUAUAUUCAAAAUCACAGUCCUAGGCAAGCAACUCGUUUUCAUCACAAGCGCGGCCCUCCUCGAGGAAAUCGGUGAUGAGAAGCGCUUUCAGAAGUGCAUCACCGGCGCUAUGUUCGAGAUCCGCCAUCUUGCCCACGAUAGUCUCUUCACUGCGUAUGCCACAGAGGAAAGCUGGGGGAUCGCACAUCGCAUUAUGGCUCCCUUUGUCCUUCCCGAGGCCGUAAAGGAAAUGCACAUGGAUAUAUCGCUUACACUGGACGACUUGAUUCGGAAGUGGACCUCGACCGACGGUACACCAAAGCGUGUGGAUGUUACCAAUGAUCUGGAUCGACUCAACCAUGCAGCAAACGCACAAUGCUUCUUCAGCCAGCGUGUGGACUGUGUCUUGGGCGCCGAGCCCCCAGCUAUCAAAGCCAUGAUUGACACCACUUUUGAAGCUGUUCGCCGACCCUCGCGGCCCAAGCUUCUCACCUGGCUCUUGUACCAGAAGACAUUCGACAGGGAUAUCAAGACCUCUCGUGAUUACUGUGCUCAGAUCAUUGCCAACCGACGCAACAACCCCGUCGAAAAGAACGACCUGCUCCAUGCCCUCAUCCAUGGAACAGAUCCACAGACCGGGGAAUUCCUACCAGAUCACAGAAUUAUUGACGAGAUAAUCAACAUUUUCAUCGGCAGCGCCACAUGCCCGAACCUCGUCAGUUUCGCUCUGUACUACUUAGCCAAGAACUCGGACACAAUGCUGCGUGCCCGAAAGGAAAUAGAUGCUCUAGUCGAUCCCACCAGCCAGCUCGAGCACUCUCAUCUCUCGCAAGUACCCUACUGCGAAGCUGUCCUUCGAGAAACAUUGCGUCUCUGCGCCACAGCCCCAGGUCUGAAUAUCGAGUCUCUACCGUCCAUUGAAGGGCCUGUCCUACUGGGAGGGGGAGAGUACGAGUUACCGAAGGGUCAAUCAAUGCUUGCGAUUUUGUCUGCUGUCAAUCGAGACCCCACUGUUUUUGAGAAUCCGAAUGCCUUCGUACCUGAACGCAUGCUUGGCGAGGCAUAUGACCGACUUCCUAUUGGGGUCAAGAAGGGCUUCGGAAACGGCAAACGUGUAUGCUAUGGCGAGAACUAUGCUUGGGAGUGGUCACUACAUACGCUCGUUGGUAUUCUUCAGAAAGUUGAUUUUGAGUUGGCGGAUAAGGGGUAUUCACUUGAUAUCGAAGGGAAGAAUUUCAAUGGUGCUUUCAGUGUGAAGCCAUCUGGGAUGUUUGCAACGACUAAGAAGCGAGAGGCCUGA
Penicillium antarcticum is the source of this 1398-nucleotide messenger RNA. RefSeq lists its product as uncharacterized. Gene Ontology annotation, molecular function: oxidoreductase activity, acting on paired donors, with incorporation or reduction of molecular oxygen; monooxygenase activity; heme binding. The coding region runs from base 1 to 1398 and encodes 465 amino acids. Lineage: Eukaryota; Fungi; Ascomycota; Eurotiomycetes; Eurotiales; Aspergillaceae. The transcript has a single exon. The record is from RefSeq and is a predicted model, not a curated record.